AUGAGCAUUUUCACCUUUAAUCCUAGCCCAUCCCCAAACAUCGCAUUUGGACCUAUCGCCUUCCGCGUCCCCCACGCUUCUCCCCACCGUCUCUCACACACCUCCCCACGCACACGCCCACGCUUCCCCUCACCGUCGCCCACGCUUUCCCCCAUCGUCGCUCACGCUUCCCCUUACCGCCGCUCACGCUUCCUCCUGCCUUCCCCCACGCUUCCCCACACCGUCGCUCACGCCUUCCCCCACCUUCCCUCACGAUUCCCCUCUCAUCGCCCACGGUUCCUCCUACCGUCGCCCACGCUUCCUCCCACCGUCACCCACGCUUCCCCCCACCGUCACCCACGCUUCCCCCCACCGUCGCCCAAGCUUCCCCCCACCGUCGCCCAAGCUUCCCCCCACCGUCGCCCACGCUUCCCCCCACCGUCGCCCACGCUUCCUCCCACCGUCGCCCACGCUUCCCCCCACCGUCGCCCACGCUUCCCCCCACCGUCGCCCACGCUUCCCCCCACCGUCGCCCACCGCCACCGUCGCCCACCGCCACCGUCGCCCACCGCCACCGUCGCCCACCCCCACUGUCGCCCACGCUUGCCCUCCCAUCGCCCUCGCCUCUCACCCACCCUGGGCGGGGAGGUAUGGCGAGCUGGGCUGGGAGCUGGGGAAGGGGUCGUGACUCGUUCGCUGUGGGGUGUGGAAGGGUGCGUGGUCAGCAGCACCCACCCUUCUCUCUCUUGCACUGACCUCCUCUCCUCUCUUGCACCAACCCCACACGCAUGGCAGGUGGUGUCGUCCUCCUCUCCCUCUCCCUUCCUCCCUUCCUCCAUCAUCUCUGCCUCACUACCCUCUUUACCCUCUCUGUUGCCCGUCCUCCCUUCCUCCCUUCCUCCAUCUCUCUGCCUCCCUACCCUCUUUACCCUCUCUGUUGCCCGUCCUCCCUUCCUCCCAUCCUUCUUUCCUGCCAUUCUUCCUCUCCUCAUCCUCCCUCGAUCCAGUCCCCCUUCCCCUUUCCAUCUCCCACUCUCCCACUCCCUUCCUCACGCCAACCCUGCUCCUCCGUUCCACCCUUCUACCUUCCCCCUUGUACCCAGCCGCACUUUUUCCUCUCAUCCGCCCAUCAUCUCAUCCGCCCAUCACCUCAUCCGCCCAUCAUCUCAUCCGCCCAUCAUCUCAUUUGCCCAUCCUCUCAUCCGCCCAUCCUCUCAUCCGCCCAUCAUCUCAAUCGCCCAUCCUCUCAUCCGCCCAUCCUCUCAUCCGCCCAUCAUCUCAUCCGCCCAUCAUCUCAUCCGCCCAUCAUCUCAUCCGCCCAUCAUCCAUCCGCCCAUCAUCUCAUCCGCCCAUCACCUCAUCCGCCCAUCACCUCAUCCGCCCAUCAUCUCAUCCGCCCAUCAUCUCAUCCGCCCAUCAUCUCAUCCGCCCAUCAUCUCAUCCGCCCAUCAUCUCAUCCGCCCAUCAUCUCAUCCGCCCAUCCUCUCACCGUUGCCCACGCUUCUGCCUUAG
This is a messenger RNA of Closterium sp. Naga37s-1, 1491 nucleotides long. Lineage: Eukaryota; Viridiplantae; Streptophyta; Zygnematophyceae; Desmidiales; Closteriaceae. The record is from the annotation of a GenBank genome assembly.